Molecule: messenger RNA, 1557 nt
Organism: Pyricularia oryzae 70-15
Lineage: Eukaryota; Fungi; Ascomycota; Sordariomycetes; Magnaporthales; Pyriculariaceae
Exons: 3
Coding region: 1-1557 (518 amino acids)
Source: RefSeq, a predicted model, not a curated record
AUGACCUCACUUCUCCGCCGCGUCCGGAGCAUCACCGCUGGGCGACACCGCUUUCAACCCUGCCCAAUCUGCGGCUGGAACGGCGAUAUCGACUACAUACUGCAGAAGCCGCCAGACCUACCGGGCCAUGUGGGCCACCCAAGCGGUGCUGAGACGGGCUGGUCGCCGCCAGGAGUUACGGGCUGCGUGUCGUGUGAGGUCCGCUCCAAGUUGGCCACGUUCACCGUUCGCGGUGACCUGCUAGGGCUCGUCAAGGUGACGAAUCCGCUCCCUGGAAAGUUCGAGGUGCACGUGCCCGGGGAAGAUGUCCUCGAGUUUUCCUUGUUUGCGCCAGGCCACAACGAGAACGAGCUGAGGAGACCGCUGCUGGAGGGUGACACAAGUUCAAAUACGACGCUGGCAUUUAUCAGAAGACAGCUCGAGGCGUGCUUGGAAGGCCACGAGAGGUGCCACCGCCCUAACCCAUCUUUCAGGCCCAGCAGACUUGUGUACGUCGGCUCGUCCGAGUCCAAUUGCGACAUUGCCCUGCGCACCAGAACUGGAAUACCAGCCGGUGCCCGGUACGCUGCUCUGAGCUACUGCUGGGGGAACGUUGUCCCAGUGUGCCGUACCACACGGGACAGUCACGGCCAGAACAUGGUGUCGAUCGGUGUUAGUACAAUACCAAAGACGUUCAUCGACGCCUUCCAGGUGGUCAGACGACUCGGCCUGGAAUACAUCUGGAUCGAUGCCCUCUGCAUCAUGCAGGACGACCCUAUAGAUUGGGCGACUGAGGCAGGGAACAUGUACGACAUCUAUCACAACGCCCACGUGGUUAUCGCUUCAUUGCAUGGCAAGGAUGCGAACAGCGGCCUCUUCUGCAAAACCGAGCCAACCGAUAAAUCGCUUCAAUUUCACCUCACCGAGUUCCGACAUGGCCUGCGCAGGAACUCACCGUCUGCUCGUUUCGUCUGGCAUCGGGUCGUGUCGCAGUAUAUGGCUCGCGACAUAGGCCGGCACAUGGACAGACUCAUUGGCCUGGGAGCAGUGGCGCAAUGCGUUGCCAAGGCGAAGCCAGGGCAGUCGUACUGGGCUGGUUUGUGGUCAGACUCCUUCAUCGAAGACCUCAUGUGGCGGCAUAUAAGUCAAAAGAAGAUCCGCGACGUGAGUGAUCAUCCCGAACCGCUGAGGACGCUCAGGGGCUGGCCUAAGAGGCCGGCGCCGGACUGGUCGUGGGCAUCCAUCGAAGGGCACGUGGAGUGGGCAGAUUUAUGGACCGAGACGGCCAAGCAUACUCUCGCGGACGUGGUUCAAGUGCAAGUGGAUAACAUCCCGGCAAAUAACCCGUUCGGUAUGGUAGGCUCAGGAUCUUUGAAGCUCAGGGCACACUUGCUGCCUUGCACCGUCGGGCCUAUGGUGAGGAUGCGGGAGACACGGGUGGCAGUGCAUAUCGGAGUGGGCGGCAGGAGCAUCGACGGCGAGAAGAACAAGGUCGACGACUUCUCACCGCACUGCUGGUCCGACGGGAGAAAGAGGAUGGUCGAGACUCGGGCGUGUACAAGAGGAUUGGCUUCGUAG